Haplochromis burtoni (Burton's mouthbrooder) is the source of this 1317-nucleotide messenger RNA. RefSeq names its product CD28 molecule (gene cd28). Bases 162 to 866 code for a protein of 234 amino acids. The transcript is spliced from 5 exons. NCBI's taxonomy places the organism in Eukaryota, Metazoa, Chordata, Actinopteri, Cichliformes, Cichlidae. The record is from RefSeq and is a predicted model, not a curated record. Gene Ontology annotation, cellular component: external side of plasma membrane. Gene Ontology annotation, biological process: T cell receptor signaling pathway; regulation of T cell proliferation.
CUGCUGCACAGUUUCCAUGACAGCACCGUAAGGAAAUAUAAAGAUGAGUUUCACUCAUUUUCAUGUAUUUCUGUCAAAUUUGCUCAGUGUGAGUGAUCGCCAGCGUAAGGAUCAUUUUAAGUGCCUGUGGCUUUCUGUGUAGCAGUGUGAAAUACAGUAGGAUGUUCCUGACUCACUGUAUGAUGGGAUGGAUUGUGUUGACAGCUCUUAGCUUCUGCCUGCCUGUGUGGAGCGCUACGAAAGUGACCCAGCCCUACAGAGUGGUCAGCACCAAUGGUGUGGCACAGAUUCAGUGUGUUAUUCAUCCACAAAGCCUGAAAUACCCAUACCCUGAGGAGGCCAGAGUCACUGUGCUGAAGGGCCUCCAUGGCCACCAAGAACUCUGCUUCUCCAUCCUUAACUUCACGGACCAGAGAGAGACACGUAUGGAGCAAAAAGAACAGGUGGAGUGCACUGCUGAGACCACACAUGACACUGUGGAGGUGACACUCUCUGGACUGAAUGCCACUGACACAGAUAUGUAUCGCUGUGAAAUACAGAUCUUCUACCCACCACCGUACCUGCGGCUUAUUGGCAAUGGCACACUCAUUCAUGUCCUCGACAGCUCCAGCUGCCCCGUGCAGGAAACUCAGAGGCAAAGUCAGCACCAGGGUGAAGAAGAGGGAGAUGAUGAUAACACGGCACCUGUCAGUGUUCCUGUGGUUGUCCUGGUGAUCGCAAUCAUUUGUGUCUUAAUCAUCAUCAUCUACUUCCAGACUGUCCAAUGUGAACGGGGGAGGAGAGAAAUGCUGAGGCCGUGGCCUGGCAUGCUUCAUAAGGUGGACGGAGCUUCAGGUCCAUGUGAAAACAUCGUGUGUAACAUUUGAACGCUGAUGGUGGAGCUAUCGUGUGCAGGGCAGAUUUUUCUUUGGCUUAGAAGCGUUAGAAUAAUAUUAUUGCUUCUACCUAGUGAGCGGGGUGGGGAUGAUCAUUUUCACCUCUUUGACGACUGAUGAAAAACACCAAAAUAACAUUUUACUUUUUAAGUGAAAAAAUAAUGUUUACAUUCUUGUAAACUCAAAUGAUGGUAAAAAGCUGUAGCUUUAAUUUUCCAUUGAGUUUAGAUGUAAAAUCACUUGUAUUGUGCACAGCUUAAAUGCAACUUAAAAUGCAAUGCUUGGGAUAAUUAAAAGAGUACAAUGAUAGCUGUCUUUUACUGCAACUAUUGUUAUUGUUGUAAUGCAAAGCAAAUGUUCAUGUAUUCAUGUUGGAUGUUAACACAAAAUAAAGUUUUUUGACUUUAAAUUGUACUUUUGUUAUUUGAAAAAUAUAAAUAUG